AUGAUUGAUUGGAAGAAUAUACAAAUAAAAGUUGUUGAACAGUUAAAAGAACUAGUACAGGCAAAGUAUGGACUUUUUGAGAACGGUAAUGUUUUAGAAAUUCGAACAAAAAGAAAUUUAAAAAGAUUUUGUUAUGCGUACCUAUUUAUUAUUUGUUGUUUUACUGUUGUUGAAUGUUUGUUCAUUCCAUUUAUGACAUUACCAAUUUUAAUUGCAUUUAUUCCUUAUAUCUUCAUUAAGACUCUCUGUAAGUGGAACGUUUCAUUACCUGAGAAAAUUUUUGGAUAUCCAUUAGAUUUUGUUUGUGUGAUUGUUGGGUUAAUGGCUUCAAAUCUGUUCUGUUUUAUUUCAGGUACUCGAUAUGUUGUAUAUAAUUUUAUCACAUUUACAGUUUCAAGCGUUUCUGUACAAGCACAUAUAAUAUUGUGUGUAUCUGAUUUAGAGUUGGAAAUUAAAGAAGAGAAACAACCAAAACAGAAUGAAGAAGAGUAUAAAUCACAAAAUAAAGAAGAGACUAAAGAAGAGACUAAAGAAGAGACUAAAGAAGAAAAUAAAGAAGAAAAUAAAGAAAGCAAAGUAGUUACUCCUUCUUCUCAAAUUCAUUCAAGGCUUUCGAACAUUAAAGAAGAUGAAGAAUUAUCUUCAUCUUCAAGUGAUGAGGUAGAGUCAAAACAGUAA
Molecule: messenger RNA, 678 nt
Organism: Entamoeba dispar SAW760
Lineage: Eukaryota; Evosea; Mastigamoebida; Endamoebidae
Exons: 1
Coding region: 1-678 (225 amino acids)
Source: RefSeq, a predicted model, not a curated record